Piliocolobus tephrosceles (Ugandan red Colobus) is the source of this 1021-nucleotide messenger RNA. RefSeq names its product retinoic acid receptor RXR-alpha. NCBI's taxonomy places the organism in Eukaryota, Metazoa, Chordata, Mammalia, Primates, Cercopithecidae. Gene Ontology annotation, biological process: regulation of DNA-templated transcription. The coding region runs from base 5 to 1021 and encodes 338 amino acids. The transcript has 7 exons. The record is from RefSeq and is a predicted model, not a curated record. Gene Ontology annotation, molecular function: sequence-specific DNA binding; DNA-binding transcription factor activity; zinc ion binding.
AGACAUGGACACCAAACAUUUCCUGCCGCUCGAUUUCUCCACCCAGGUGAACUCCUCCCUCACCUCCCCGACGGGGCGAGGCUCCAUGGCUGCGCCCUCGCUGCACCCGUCCCUGGGGCCUGGCAUCGGCUCCCCAGGGCAGCUGCACUCUCCCAUCAGCACCCUGAGCUCCCCCAUCAACGGCAUGGGCCCGCCCUUCUCGGUCAUCAGCUCCCCCAUGGGCCCCCAUUCCAUGUCGGUGCCCACCACGCCCACCCUGGGCUUCAGCACUGGCAGCCCCCAGCUCAGCUCACCCAUGAACCCCGUCAGCAGCAGCGAGGACAUCAAGCCCCCCCUGGGCCUCAAUGGCGUCCUCAAGGUCCCCGCCCACCCCUCAGGAAACAUGGCUUCCUUCACCAAGCACAUCUGCGCCAUCUGCGGGGACCGAUCCUCAGGCAAGCACUAUGGGGUGUACAGCUGCGAGGGGUGCAAGGGCUUCUUCAAGCGGACAGUGCGCAAGGACCUGACCUACACCUGCCGCGACAACAAGGACUGCCUGAUUGACAAGCGGCAGCGGAACCGGUGCCAGUACUGCCGCUACCAGAAGUGCCUGGCCAUGGGCAUGAAGCGGGAAGCCGUGCAGGAGGAGCGGCAGCGUGGCAAGGACCGGAACGAGAAUGAGGUGGAGUCGACCAGCAGCGCCAAUGAGGACAUGCCGGUUGAGAGGAUCCUGGAGGCUGAGCUGGCCGUGGAGCCCAAGACUGAGACCUACGUGGAGGCGAACAUGGGGCUGAACCCCAGCUCGCCGAAUGACCCGGUCACCAACAUUUGCCAAGCAGCCGACAAGCAGCUCUUCACGCUGGUGGAGUGGGCCAAGCGGAUCCCACACUUCUCAGAGCUGCCCCUGGACGACCAGGUCAUCCUGCUGCGGGCAGGUGAGUGGUGGGGCCUGGGCGGGGAUGGGGACGCCAUGUCCUGUGUGGUCUGGUUGCUAGAGCUGGGGCACCAGCGGGACCGGGGCAUGGGCUUGCAGGGAGGGUGA